Acaromyces ingoldii is the source of this 2142-nucleotide messenger RNA. RefSeq lists its product as hypothetical. Gene Ontology annotation, biological process: protein K63-linked deubiquitination. Gene Ontology annotation, cellular component: endosome; membrane. The transcript has a single exon. Gene Ontology annotation, molecular function: K63-linked deubiquitinase activity; metal-dependent deubiquitinase activity; protein binding. The record is from RefSeq and is a predicted model, not a curated record. Bases 91 to 2031 code for a protein of 646 amino acids. Lineage: Eukaryota; Fungi; Basidiomycota; Exobasidiomycetes; Exobasidiales; Cryptobasidiaceae.
GAGUUGUGGCGCGCGGUGCAGUCUAAAAGGGGCGCGGGUGAAUACGACUGUCAAUUGACCACACCCCACCCUUGACUGCACGAAGAAGAGAUGUCGCGACAAACGCAGGCACCCUCCAUACCCUCCGUCUUCCGGCCUGGCCAGAGCUCUGCGUCAUCGACGUCGCUCUUGUCCAGGGCAUCGUCCGCCUCGUCCGCCUCGUCCUCGGCCUCGUCGCUGCAUGCAGCUCCGCCGCUGACACUGUCGGAGCUGAGCGACAUUGCGACAAGUGGCUCCCACGCUUCGGCUCUUCUCAUUGACACUUCCAUUCCCAUCGAGCGGUACCUGGCAGGAGCUGAUGCGCUGGCCAGACAUGGUGCAACGCUCCUCCGGCGUCCAUCGCCGGGGGGUGAGAAUCUAAACGAGGCCUUUAUCAGCCUCGUCAAGGCUGUCCGGCUCGUCAUCGAUGUUCUGCCGCAGAAGCACCCAGGCUGGAAGAGAAUGGAAUCCGAGAAGAGACGGCUGGUCCUCAAGGACGGCGACAAGUACCUUGACGAGCUCCAAAAGUGCAAGGUGGCCAUCGUUGAGCGUGGAGAGCGGUGGGGCGUGACAAACAAAGAGGCAGAGGACAGGAAGACGGCGAAGAGGCCCGCCGUAGCGAAGCCGGCCCCGUCGACGUUCUCAAUGGAGCAGCCGUCGCUAAAUCAGCAGCAGCAGCAAAAGACGAACAGGAAGGAAGUGGAAAGAAGCGGGAGAGCGCUUCCCCAGCCCUCAAGAAGCUCGUCCACCUCGUCUUCCAGGGACGCUAGCGGUGUGGACUACGUCAAGCCAGACAGGAGCAGUGGCCUCGGAGGAGGACUCGAUGUCAGGGACAUUCUUGGCUAUGGCUCAGCGUCGAGACGAAAACCCAAUCCAGGGCCGGUCGAGACAGCAGCCUCGCACAGCAGCAACUUGAUGAGGUCGCCCUUCACCUCGAGCCCGCUGGAGCGGUUCCAAAAGUCGCACGGCCGGACAGGAUCUAAUGUCAGCAGCGUCAGCUAUCCAACACUGAGACCGGCCGCAAGCAUUCGCAUGGAUAAGCACCAGGUUGCGCAGGGUUUUGCACCGAGGAGCGAGCGAACCUCCAGAUACUUUCAAGUCCUGCCGGAUGCUGCGCCCGCGGCCACGACGAGGCUGCGUGAUUCAAUGUGGGGACGACCGGCGCCAGACAGAGCGCAGUCGAUCGCCAUGCCCGUCCCAAGUCCCGCUGUUCCACCCAGGCCAUUGCCGGGUCCCAAGCCAGGUCAGGGACCGGCAUUUCCUAUGCCUGCGAACUCCUCUGUGGAGUCACUGGCAACUUCGAUGGCAAAGACGUCGCUGCAGCAAGCCAGACCAGCAUCGACAGUCGUCGAAAGCGAUGCCCUUUCGCUUUUCAACGAGGAUAGGGGAUCUGGAAAGGACCACAGCACCGUCUCGUCGUCGUAUAUGCAAGGCCAAGCCGUAACGGAGGGCGGCGAGCCGCUUCGGACACUGGUCGUCCCUUCCAGCCUCAUCUCGCACUUUGUCGCGAUUGCCGAGCCAAAUACGAGGCUGAACCUCGAGACGUGUGGACUGCUCAUGGGAACCAUUGACGGCCAGCUGCUCCAGGUCACCAAUCUUCUGAUCCCGCAGCAGACGGCCACAUCGGAUUCGUGCGACACCGUCGACGAGGCCUCGAUCUGGUCCUUUCAGGAGUCGCACAACCUCACGACAUUUGGCUGGGCACACACCCACCCAAGCCAGUCGUGCUUCAUGAGCUCGCUCGACCUGCAUACCCACGCUUCCUACCAGGCCAUGCUGCCCGAGGCCAUUGCCAUCGUCUGCGCGCCAAACGACCGGCCCAGCUUUGGCGUCUUUCGGCUCACAUCGCCGUUUGGUCUCAAGACAAUCUUGACGUGCAAGCGGCCCGAGCUCUUCCAUCCGCAUAUUGACGAGCGGACCGGGGAAACCGUCAAGGCCAUCUACACCGAUGCCGUCGAAGGCCACAUUCUCUUAGCAGACUCGCCGCUGAAGAUUACCGAUCUGCGCAAGUGACCGUCUUUGUAAUCUACAGUCAUGAAUCCUACCAUUCGGCAGCACUGACUGUCUGUCCCUCUCGCCCCUCGGGUGCGUUAGCAUAGCCAAGAAAUUAUAGAUUUGUGGCAG